Molecule: messenger RNA, 2676 nt
Organism: Salpingoeca rosetta
Lineage: Eukaryota; Choanoflagellata; Craspedida; Salpingoecidae
Exons: 8
Coding region: 1-2676 (891 amino acids)
Biological process (GO): protein deubiquitination
Molecular function (GO): cysteine-type deubiquitinase activity
Source: RefSeq, a predicted model, not a curated record
AUGAAACAAAGCACGAACACCUUCAGCAGCAAGACAGCGCCGACGUCGAUGCCGAAAGUGUGCUGCAUCAUUGGUGCUGGGUUUCAAAAUGUGUUAUCUUUCGGGGGGAAGCACCACAAAGCCGAGCCACACCAGGAGGCAAGCUCACAAAGAGGAAAUACAACUGUUAUGUUUUCGGGCACAGAGACGUACCUGAUUGGUCCGUCAGGAAGUGGUAAGACCGCCAUACUUCGGGGCGUCGUGCUGGCUCUGGAGGCUAUUCUCAAUCCUGAAUUGUGUGUGGACGAGACAGAACGCCUGUUGGCCACACGCAACAACAGCUAUGGCUACAUCAUACUUGUGCUGUGCCCACAGUCAGAUGCAUCAAAACACAUCAAAGAAACACUCUCCGCGGAAGAAAAGAACCGGUGCCUGCAAGAAGAACGUAUUUUGAAAGACAGAGGGUUCGUUGUUCUCCACGGAGAACGCAUUCGGGUCGGCUGGGCCGAGUUGCUAAAACUGCAAAACGGCACCCUGUUUCGCUUGAAAGGUAACGAAGACUUCAGAAAGCGCACUCGCAACAAGAAGGGAGAACAGCAACAACAGCUCAUCAUUGCAACGCACCACGUCGAACUGCUGAACUCAAACACAGUCCCAAUCGACUGUCUUCAAGUGCGGCAUGGUUCGGCUCUACAUCGCCGCCAACCUACGCCCGCCACACACAUAUCAACAUUGCCUCGGCCAAUAACCGAAAUGCUUGGACCCAAAAUCAUGACCAAGCUUCGAGACCCUGCGUGCCUCGACAUGUACUUUUCUCGAACAGUCGUUUUGUUGGAGGGCAAAACGGCGAAAUUCCAGCUCAUCAAAGACCUUGAGUCCAAGAGGCUGGAACAUUUUUUUCGCGCGCUGGAGUUUGGCAUCCAACCUCCUGAGAACAAACGAGCCAUUCACAAUUGCCCGAGUGUCGAAGACUUGAAGCAAGUGAAAACCCUCGCCAAAGUCAUCGCCGAUCACAAAUUGGGAAAGAAGCACACGCCUCAGUUUAUUCUCAUUCAGUUUGCUGUGUUGUUUAAGGCAAUGGUACAUUCCAACAGCGAGUGGAAGAAGUUCAAAGGUUUGGGCGUUGUGCAAUACUUCAAGACUGACGAAGUUCAAGCUCACAUUGACAAGCGAUUCAAAGAAUUGAUGCCUCACGUUGGCGCAGACAUCACGCUUCGUCAUCAAACUUAUGACAAGCUUGGCCAGCACCUUCAACAGGCUGUUGAAGAACUCCUUACAUUACAAUUUGAAUUCUCAAAAACUCAAGAGAGGAAAGACAAGCUUCGCGAGUUGAGUCGUCGCAAGGAUGGUGUAAACGAAGUGAAAACAUAUCUCGUGAAAAACUUUACGAACGCUCUCAACACAGUCUCAGUCGACGAAAUUCAAGUAAAGCUCACAGAACUUGUGCAACAGAGCACACAACUUCCCCUAACUGACCCGCCUCCAUCAACGGACGAACUUUCUGAGAUGCUUCUUGUCAUGAUCUGGAAGACCUACUCGACGCAAAAGCGGAAAACGCUACAGCAUCUACUACGGCGGGAACUGGAACGACUACAGCAAGCACAUGGCAAAUUGGCUCAAGACACUUGUUUGACGUUAAAUGCCGCCAAGGACACUCUGCCGCGCGAGCAAUUAGAUGCGCUGCGAAAGAGCACGACGCCUCUGCAACCGUCACACUUGGGCAAACUCAAACCGUCUUUGUCUCGGUUAUGCAAAGCCGGUUGGGAACAUGGCCAUUUCGUCUUCCCUCCAGACACUGCUGACAUUGAAGGCAUUUUCAUCAAUAAAUCCACGAAUGAUGACGGGAAAGCUCCUGCUCCGCACCCAGAAUGCUUGAGGUCGCCGGAUUGUUUACAUGGAGAUGAGCGUGAGAUUUUGCGAAAACUUGGAGAAAACGAACUCCCAAGGGCCCAGGCUAUUAUUCUGAACAGGAUGAAAGCCAAAAUAUCCCAUCUCAGCAUUGAUGUUGUGAAAGGCCAGUGCGAAUCUGCCAAGAAGGAAACGAAACUGCUGGCAGACUUCAUGAAAACCGUAAUGAGCACUGACGAAGGUAGCGCCGGUGCGGAUGGUGAACAUGAUACGGGGGGUGGCGAACACCACGACGACGACGACGAUGAGCACCACGAUGAACACCACGAUGACGACGACGACGACGACGAUGUUGCUUGCAUUCCCAUGAGCAACCCCUCGCGUAGCCGUUGUUACAUGAAUGCUGUAUUCCAAUGCCUUGUACGCACGACCCCUCUUGCACAGGCGCUGAAGGACUCACAGGACGCCAACACAAAUCAGGGCGCACUGGCACACCAAGUUUCAAACUUGAUGGGGGACCUUACAGCAUACUCAAGCAAAGAUGCAAUUAACGUCAAAGAGAAACUGUCAUUUCGUGUGGGCGACUACACCGAGGACAAACAACAAGAUGCGGCAGAGUUCCUUGGGGAUCUUUUGGGGGCACUUUGCAUCGCACCACAGGUCGCCGACGCGGAGCUUUGUUCCAAAUGUGGACACACCUUGUCGGUAUCAAGGUCCCAUACUGUUAAACUCUCGGCGAAUGAUCCACAACAUCCGAAGCAACAACUUUCCCUUUUUCAGGCAUUACAAAUGCAGAUGCUGCCAGCUGACACAGUUACAAGGUCAGCGCACAAUGCUUGUCGAACCUAA